AAGAAAUAGAGGGAGGGGCUGGGCUGCAUGCUGAGCUAGCUGAUCCUGAUAUAAAAUCAGCUAGCUAGAGUGCCUCCUAUAGAUAACAAUGAUAUCUAACGAGGAGGCAAGAAGUAUACUGAAUAAUACCAUUUUUCCAGAUGAAAGUGAUCCUACAUACUCCUAUUGUCUUUCCAAGACCAAAAGAAAGAAUGCAGUGUUGUCAAGAAGUGAGCAUUGUAACAUUGCAGCAGCUAUCCAGAUACAGAGUGUCUGGAGAGGUCACAGGACUAGGCAAAAGCUAAGAACUAUCUUUGGAUGUCAAUCUUCAGAAAAGUCACUUGACUGCUUCUGCCCUAGAGUGAAGUCCAGAUAUGAGGAGUACCUUCGCUGGUGUCACGAGCAGGGUCUGGAUCUCAAGUCCUCCUCAACUAUCAUAUCGUUUGAGGAUUACUGUGCUAGGAUCAUCCAGUCAUGGUGGAAGAGGCUUGAUGUUAAAAGGCGUCGGCAAGAGGGCUCUUGGCGUGGAGGUAUGCGUUCUAGGCCCUCUAGGAGCUCUGCCAUGGGUAAAGGUAGGAGGAGGUUGGAUCCUCACAAUGCUGCAGUUAUCAUUCAGAGAGCAUGGAGGAGACAUAAUGAUGUGAGAGUGUACAAGUUCUACAGAGAUCUUAUCAACUUUAAAGGCAAGGGUGAUCCCAAGAUGAUGCUACGUUGCAUCAAUCCUGCUGAGGCCAAACUAUUUGAUAGGGCCGCUGGAGCACAUGUUAAGUUUAGAUUGGGAGGGGUGACCUUUCCACCUAACAUAUACUACAAGGUGUUCACUCUUCGACCCAUUGUGGACCUGUGUGCGUACAGUCCCAGAGACUACACAGCCAUGGCGUACAAGCAGAAGCUACCACGAGACGUACAUAAUCGUGGAAAAGGAGCACCCCCUUCGAACGAUAAAGCUAACUGGUAUAAGAGGCACGAGAAUAAUGGCUGGAGACCUGUGUCUGACAGAGUCUUUCUGAGCACCCAUCUAGAUCCUAUCACUGUGGAAACAUCAGCAAAACAGAAGAGCUUUCAUUAUUCCAAAGUGAAGAGAAAGGAUGAGCUAGAGAGAAAAAGAAAGCAGAAAAAGAUUGGAUGGCUAAGAAAAAUGUACCAAGAAGGAAUGUUACAGGCCCACAGCACUACCACCACAUCUGCUGUCCAGUUGGCAGCUGACCAGCUUAUGGAGUUAUCUGACACACACCCUGAGGUGGUCGAGGAUGAGGACAUUGAUGAUCUACUGUCCUGGACCAACGCACUUAACUUUGACGAGUACAUCACAGACUGGCAUAUUUCGGCUUCUACUACAUUUUCAGACAUGCAAGGAAAACAAGAUCCAUACGAGCUCACAUUAACUGCACCAACUUAAUUAUUGUCCAUUACAUAAUUAUUGUGUUGAAUAUUAAAUUAAUGUCCAUUAUUGUAAUUCAUUAUGAAAAAAACACUAAAAAAAACAACAAAAGUUAAAAUAAGAGUUUAUUAAU
This is a messenger RNA of Halichondria panicea, 1493 nucleotides long. Its product is annotated as protein MFI-like. The transcript has 12 exons. The record is from RefSeq and is a predicted model, not a curated record. Gene Ontology annotation, molecular function: protein binding. NCBI's taxonomy places the organism in Eukaryota, Metazoa, Porifera, Demospongiae, Suberitida, Halichondriidae. Bases 89 to 1378 code for a protein of 429 amino acids.